This is a messenger RNA of Penicillium antarcticum, 1740 nucleotides long. RefSeq names its product Zn(II)2Cys6 transcription factor. Gene Ontology annotation, biological process: regulation of DNA-templated transcription. The record is from RefSeq and is a predicted model, not a curated record. NCBI's taxonomy places the organism in Eukaryota, Fungi, Ascomycota, Eurotiomycetes, Eurotiales, Aspergillaceae. The coding region runs from base 1 to 1740 and encodes 579 amino acids. The transcript is spliced from 2 exons. Gene Ontology annotation, molecular function: zinc ion binding; DNA-binding transcription factor activity, RNA polymerase II-specific.
AUGGCAAUCAACCGGACAACACCCCCUAGGGGCCGCAUAGGCAGUUCCAAGUCCCGAUCCGGCUGUAAAACCUGCAAGAUCCGACGUGUGAAAUGCGGGGAAGAAAACCCGAGCUGUCUCCGGUGUACGAGUACAGGCCGAAAAUGUGACUUUGAGAGCAAUGUUACUGCUACUGGCAUGACGCCUCCUACGCCAUCGACGCCGACGUCUCUCAUUUCAAGUCCGAGUCAUGCGCUCUCCUCAUCGCCCAAUUCGGGACGGCGAGAACGGCGUGCUUUUCAGUAUUAUUUUCAACAUGCUGCGCGCUAUAUGUCUGGUGGUAUGGACAUUGAUUUUUGGACUGGCGUUGUUCCGCAGAUAUGCCGUACUGAGCCCGCUGUGUGGGAUGCUAUCAUCGCUAUCAGUGCUUUGUUUGAAUACCCGGAACAAUGUCUGGAUUUCACAUUUUUGAGACACAAGCAGAAAGAUGCUCAUCUUCUCAAGCAAUCUCAGCAAGAGGCUUUGGUAUGGUACUCACGUUCAAUUUCGAGCAUUCAUUCCCAGAUCGACCGUGGUAGCGCCGAUCCUUACAUUGCGCUUAUCAGCUGUGUACUGUUCAUCUGUGUGGAAACUAUUCAAGGGCGCAUGGAAGAGGCUUUGCAACUACUCAGACAAGGAAUGAGUUUGAUAUUGGAUCUUCGUGCGAAAGCUCUCCAUGGCACGGUCUCUGGCAGCAAAGCUGCGCUCCUAGAGAACACAAUCAUCCCGCUGUUUUUGCGCCUGAAUACCAUCGCUCUUACAAUAUCCGGGACUCAACCAAGCGAGCUAUUCUCUUUUUCAAAUAAUAGGGACGAUAGGUUCACAUCACUCGAAUCUGCUCGGCAGUCUAUAACCACCUUGGGUGCAGAGUGCAUCCUCUUCCAGCGAGACGCGGGAUUUCAUCUCCAAGUCAAUGGUGGUGAUGUCUGCGUGAGCGGGGAUUUGUUCGCCAAACAGAAAGCAUUACAAGUUCGACUUGCACUUUGGAAGAAUGCCUAUGCACACCUUUGUCAAAGCCUUCGUCAGAAAUCGCCAACCGCGCUCGAAUAUCCUAUACAUACCGAGCCGACCCUACUUACAUACCACGCGGCUGCAUCGAUAUAUGUUUCAGGAAGCCUGACAAAACAUGAAACAGUCUAUGAUGAUUUUAUGGACGACUUCCAGGCAAUCGUCGACCAAUCUAGUCUCACCCUGGAUGCAAUAGAGAAACUAAAUGGUGCGCAACCACCUUUUACCUUUGAGAUGGGUGUCGGACUUCCAUUGUUCGUGGCUGCUACCAAAUGUCGCCAUCCGUGGUUGCGUCGACGAGCUUUACAAUUGAUGAAAAGGGCGCCGCCAGUGCAGGGCUUUUAUAAAUGCCCACCUGUAACUGCUUUGGCUGAGCACCUCAUGCAGGUUGAAGAGGGUCAUAGUAUUGCGUUGAAUCAGGCAGUUGGUCGGGAUGCUGCUGCUGAAAUCGCUGCUACUGUUGCAUCUCAACGAGGACUAAUCUCCACCGAAGAAACGAUGUCCAUUUCAUUGCUCAUCCCUGAGGAAGCUCGUAUCUGUGACACAGGUGUUUUCCGGCUCCGGGAUGGCCUUCCGUAUGAUGUCUCCGAGGUGGAUGUUAUGAAAUGGAAUCCUGGCCCCGAGCAACUGUUCAUGACACUUAGAAGGCUUCGGCGCAAUCCUGUUACCGCUGCAUGGGAGGCGUUUUGUGAUUGUAUACCUAUGAAAUUUUGA